Molecule: messenger RNA, 2083 nt
Organism: Rotaria sp. Silwood1
Lineage: Eukaryota; Metazoa; Rotifera; Eurotatoria; Philodinida; Philodinidae
Source: the annotation of a GenBank genome assembly
GUUGAACUAUUAACUUAGAAUAUCCUCUGUUAUAAUAGUUUUGAUAGGAAACAAUAUCAACAACAGUAAACAUCAGAGAAUAACUAAAUCUACUCACAUGUAGUGUGAAUUGUAUUAAACAGUCUAUUUUCGAUAGAAAUACACUUUUCACAACCAAAAUGAUCAAAGGCAACCUCGAACUUCGAGGGGGAGGGCGAUUUCGCUUUUUAACCACCUUCGUUCUUUAGUCUAAUGUGGCAUUGAUAUUUGUCCAUCUGAAUAAUUGGUUAAUCUCAAAAUAUUGAUAUAAAUACAUUCCAAUAUAGGAUUUUGGGUAAAAUAUCCCAGUUGUACUCGAAUUGUUCAAGCAUAUGAUGAUCAGAAUGAAUAUCUUCACAUUCUAUGCGAAUAUGCAACAAUCGGCUUACUGAUCUCUUAUUUCAAUAAAGAUAAAUCAACUACAUUUCUCAAUUUACGUACAAACAAUGCAAAUCUUGACACAAUUAUCAAAGAAAAAUUUUUAUCAAUUGAUAUUCCUUUGCCAUCUACUUCGGAUUUAACAACACAAAAUGAAAUAAGCCAUUUUGCACAAGAUAUUCGACAAAUCGAACAAAAAAAGCAAUCUCUACCUAUUUUAAUAAUAAUUGAACAGCGACGCAUUCGUUUGUUUGGUUUAGCUGAUAUUGUCAAAGAAACGGAAAAACAAUUAGAAACAAUCAAGACAAAAUACGCAUCAAAUACAGUCAACCUCAAUUUAGAACCAAGACAAAUUACAUACCUCUUCAAUGUUUAUUAUGAUGAAUUGAAAUUACUUGAAGCUCAUUAUGAUGAUACAAAAAUCCUUGAUAAUUUAAAAAAUGGAGAAUUUACAGCUCCAAGUUAUUCACAUGAAAAAAUAGAGCAAGAAAUCAUGACAUUAGCUACAUUAUGUUCACCAAUUGAUAUGAAAAUUGAAGAGCAAGCUUUCAGUACAAUAGCACAUGACGGAUGUUAUAAUCUUAUAAAUAUUGCUCGUCAACACAAAUGUCUGAUCGAAAUACAAGAGAGCAAUACCAAUUAUAUUUGUAAAAUACCCAAAGCCUCAAAGCACGAUCACAUUUCGAAUGAAUUAUCAGCAGCAGUUAUUGAAAUACACCAGAAUGAUCUUGCUGAUCAGAGGGUCGACCUGGUUGUUAUUUGUUCCACAUCGAUAUCUUUGCGAGACGAUAUUCUCAAAAAAGCCGGUCAAUCAGUGGAACAAGAAUAUUUUGAAGCCGCAAUGACAUCACCGAUGGAACCUUUCGAAACAAAUGCGGGACAAUUACAAUGUCGAAAACUUUUGUUUUUACCUUGGGAAAUGGAUCGAACAAAUGAAGAAGCUUUUUAUCAAUCAAUUCGAAAUUUGGUUCGUAAAGCUGUUCAACAUGCUAUUAAGGCACAUUAUACUUCAAUCGUAUUUCCAUCAAUUAGUUAUGGAAAAUUCAAUGUUGAUAAAAAUAUCAUUGCAAAUCAAAUGUUAGUUGAAGCUCAAAAACAAUUAUUAGCAGCUAAUGUCUUAUUGCAAAUAAUCUUUGUUAUUUUACCCGAGCAAAGUGAUGUAUUUGAAGCGUUUCAAGCAAAACUCGAAAGUUUACAAAACGGAGAAGUAGAAACGAAGGAUACUGAAAUUCUCUAUUGUUCUACAACACUUGAAAUAACAAUCCUAUCAUCGAAUAGAGAGAAGCAAGAAGAAUGUAAGAAAGCUUUGAAUGAUCAUGUGCAGAAAUCAAUUUUAGUUAGGAAAAUGUUACAACAACACGUAUUAAAAAGAUGGACACAACCAGCUAUCACUGACUUCUAUAAGUAUUGCCUGGAUCGACAUGUAAUACCUGAUAUAGAUAUUCUUAUGGGUCAUGUUAAAUUAUCCGGUCCAAAAGAAGCAACAAAAGAAUGUGAAAUUGAAUACUAUAGAGAGCAAACAAAACAAAGUGAACAAGCACGUUUACUGGCUAUUGCACGAAAUAUAAUUUGGGCAUAUAAAUUAAAUGAUACCAACACUGAAAAAUAUUCACUUAAAUUCAACGCUCAUAUCGAAGAAUCAUUUUCAUCUGGAGUACCAUCUGUAAGUGCAGAUAUAAUCAUGUAA